AUGUUUUAUGAGCCCGGAAAGACAGAGCACAACCUCCCGCAUGACCCGUUCAAGGCUUGCGUGGUCCCCCGCCCGAUCGGAUGGAUCUCGACCAAGAACAACGAUGGCCAAGCCAACCUGGCCCCUUACUCGCAAUUUAACAACCUUACUUUCGACCCGCCAUAUGUUAUGUUUUCAUCGAACCAGACAGUAUCGGGCACACGCAAAGACACGGUGAUAAAUGCCGAACAAACGGGGCGAUUUGUUUGGAACCUCGCGACCUGGGAUCUGCGCGAAGCGGUCAACAUCUCCGCCGAGCAGGUCCCUUAUGGAGUGGACGAGUUCACACGGGCGGGGGUGAGCAAGGAGGCCGCACGCACGAUGGAUGUCCCCAUGGUGGCCGAAUCGCCGGUUAAGUUCGAAUGCGAGUAUCACUCAACCGUUCGCUUACCAGGCAAUCCGCCGAUGGGAACCGUCGAUGUGGUUAUUGGACGGGUAGUGGCCGUGCAUAUCCGGGACGAAGUUCUGACAGAUGGAUUGCUGGAUGUUCGCAAGACGCAGCCGAUCGCACGAUGUGGGUACUACCAAUAUGCGGUGGUGCGUGAGACAUUCGAGAUGGUAAUCCCAGGCAUGUCCGAGGAUGUACUCUACGGGCUAGAGGGGAGUGCACGAGGAAAUGCUAAUGCCAAUGCCCGUGCGGCCAAUGAAGGAAAGGCCGAAACUAACGAUAAUGCCAAUGCUCGGUUGAACCCGAGUGGAGCCCUUUGA
Messenger RNA from Penicillium cosmopolitanum, 747 nucleotides. RefSeq names its product flavin reductase family protein. The coding region runs from base 1 to 747 and encodes 248 amino acids. NCBI's taxonomy places the organism in Eukaryota, Fungi, Ascomycota, Eurotiomycetes, Eurotiales, Aspergillaceae. The record is from RefSeq and is a predicted model, not a curated record. The transcript is spliced from 2 exons. Gene Ontology annotation, molecular function: FMN binding.